CACAUAACAAGUGCAGGUAUUGCAGAAGUGGCUUGAGCCUGACAUCGUUCUAAUGGCUGUUUUUUCUAGUGGGUUUAUGGACUCAACAUGAUGUGAUGGGUCAUGGUGCAGUUUUCAGGUUUCCUUAAGGAAGACUUCAGUUUGCAGAUAAAUCCAGAGAGCUGAGACUGUGUGUGAAUCUCCUGCUCUCUGCAUGUUUCCCGUUGAAGUUGUGGAUUCACUUAAGCUUCAUGUAGAUUAUUUUCUCCAUCAGAAGGUGAAGAUAGAACAACUCUGUAAUGGACGUGGACCUGAAUCUGGGUGGUGUGUUCUCUUCUGUGGAUCAGUGUGAGCACAGAAAGGAGGGAGUCCCUAACUCUGAAUCCACUCUGUGUGGGGAACAUGAGAGCCAGAUCAAGGCUCAGAGGGUAAAGCAGCAGGUUGGACCAGACUCUGCCGGACCUGGAGCUGAUCCUGAACCGGGUUGGAUGUCUGAAUCCCUGAAUAGAGAACGGGUCAUGAACAUUUACACUCCCAUCUCUCAGAUGCCAUUCUCUGACAAAACACCAAAUAACAAGCAGACAUUUGAUCCUUGUGUAACCACACGUCUGACUGUGACAUCCAGCGGCUCCAUCAACCGCGAAAUUAAAUUUAAAGGCUCAACAGAAGAGCAGCAGCAGAAUUUAAAGGUUCCCCAUCACCAGCCUGAUAGUGGACACCAAACAGCUCUGCAGGACAUAUUUAUGCAACUUGAGGAGAACAUUAUGAGAUUUGUGAAGACCGAGCUGAAGAGGUUCCAGGAGGUCCUAAAUCCAGAUUACAGAGACGGUGGACUUGAUCAGAGUGAAGAUGAGGGCCUGGGUUGUACAGCUGAAGAGCAGAAGAGCAGCAGACAGUCAUUUCUAAAGAUCACACAGCACUUCCUGAGGAGAAUGAAGCAGGAGGAGCUGGCCGACUGUCUACAGACCAGAACCCAUGCUGCAGAGUGCCAACGUAAACUCAAAGUUUAUCUACAGAAAAACAUCCAGUGCGUGUUUGAAGGGAUCACUAAAGCAGGAAACCCAAAUUUUUGUAAUCAGAUCUACACAGAGUUCUACAUCCUAGAGGGAGGGACUUCAGAGGUCAAUGAUGAACAUGAGGCCAGACAGAUUGAAACAGCAUCCAGGAAACCAGACAGACCAGAAGCAACAAUCAGACAAGAAGACAUUUUUAAAGCCUCACCUGGAAGAGACGAACCAAUCAGAACAGUGCUGACAAAGGGAGUGGCUGGCAUUGGGAAAACAGUCCAAACACAGAAGUUCACUCUGGACUGGGCUGAAGACAAAUCCAACCAGGACAUCCAGUUCAUGUUUCCUUUUACUUUCAGAGAGUUGAAUGUGCUGAAAGAGAAAAAGUUCAGCUUGGUGGAACUUGUUCAUCACUUCUUUACUGAAACCAAAGAAGCAGGAAUCUGCAGCUUUGAAGACUUCCAGGUUGUGUUCAUCUUUGAUGGUCUGGAUGAGUGUCGACUUCCUCUGGACUUCCACAACACUACAAUUUUGACUGAUGUUACAGAGUCCACCUCAGUGGAUGUGCUGCUGAUAAACCUCAUCAGGGGGAAACUGCUUCCUUCUGCUUGCCUCUGGAUAACCACACGACCUGUAGCAGUCAAUCAGAUCCCUUCUGACUGUGUUGACAUGGUAACAGAGGUCAGAGGAUUCACUGACCCACAGAAGGAGGAGUACUUUAAGCAGAGAUUCAGAGAUGAGGAAAAAUCCAGCAUGAUCAUCUCCCACAUAAAGACAUCACGAAGCCUCCACAUCAUGUGCCACAUUCCAGUCUUCUGCUGGAUCACUGCUACAGUUCUUGAGGAUGUGCUGAAAACCAGAGAGGGAGGACAGCUGCCCAAGACCCUGACUGAGAUGUACAUCCACUUCCUGGUGGUUCAGUCCAAAGUGAAGAAGGUCAAGUAUGAUGGAGGAGCUAAGACAAAUCAACCCUGGAGUCUAGAGAGCAGGAAGCUGAUCAAGUCUCUGGGAAAACUGGCUUUUGAUCAGCUGCAGAAAGGGAACCUGAUCUUCUAUGAAUCAGACCUGAUAGAGUGUGGCAUCAAUAUCACAGCAGCCUCAGUGUACUCAGGAGUGUUCACACAGAUCUUUAAAGAGGAGAGAGGACUGUACCAGGACAAGGUGUUCUGCUUCAUCCAUCUGAGUGUUCAGGAGUUUCUAGCUGCUCUAUAUGUCCAUCUGACCUUCAUCGACUCUGGAGUUGAUCUGUUAGAAGAAGAACAAACAUCAUCUCUGCUGUCUAAAGUAAGACCCAAAUCUAAACUCAAACAUCUCCAUGAGAGUGCUGUGGACAAAGCCCUAAAGAGUCCAAAAGGUCACCUGGACUUGAUCCUGCGCUUCCUCCUGGGUCUUUCACUGCAGACCAAUCAGAGUCUCUUACAAGGCCUGCUGACACAGACAGGAAGUAGCUCAGAGACCAAUCAGGAAACAGUCCAGUACAUCAAGAAGAAACUCCGCAAGAAACUGUCUGCAGAGAAAAGCAUUAAUCUGUUCCACUGUCUCAAUGAGCUGAAUGAUCGUUCUCUGGUGGAGGAGAUCCAACAGUCCCUGAUUUCAGGAAGUCUCUCCAAAGAUGAGCUGUCUCCCUCUCAGUGGUCAGCUCUGGUCUUCAUCUUACUGUCAUCAGAAGAAGAUCAGGAUGUGUUUGACUCAAAGAAAUACUCAGUUACUGAGGAGGCUCUUCUGAGGCUGCUGCCAGUGGUGAAAACUAAUAAAUUUCAGCACGUUGAUAGAAGUCUGGAGUAUCCGAAACAACUAAAGAGAGUGGACCACAGCACAGAGCAGGUGUUAAGGUUUGCACUGCAAAAAUACUUCUGCGAACUUGAACUGGACCCAAAUACAGCGCACAGAAACCUCAAACUGUCUGACAACAACAGGAGGGUGACACAUGUGAGAGCGGUGCAGCCAUAUCCUGAUCAUCCAGGCAGAUUUGACUACUGGAAUCAGCUUCUCUGCAAAAAUGAGCUUACAGGUCGCUGUUACUGGGAGAUCGAGUGGAGAGGAGUGAUUGAUGUCGCAGUGACUUACGGACAAAUUCGAAGGAGAGGAGACAGCGAUGACUGCAAGCUUGGAUCCAGCAAUCAGUCUUGGAGUCUGAACUGUUGUGAAGAUGGUUACCAUGCUUGUCACAACAACUUUAGGAAGGACGUAGAUUUGGCCCUACCCUCCUCCGUCUCUAACAGAGUAGCAGUGUAUGUGGACUGUCCUGCAGGCACUCUGUCCUUCUACAGAGUCUCCUCUGACAAACUCGUCCACCUCCACACCUUCAACACCACAUUCACCGAACCUCUUUAUCCUGGUUUUGAAGUGUGGUAUGGGUCUUCAGUUUCUCUGUGUUCUGUGUAGGAGGGAGCAUUUCCGCAUGAGUGGAAACAUGUUCCCACUGCUGACUGACUGCAGCUGCUUAGACCAGCUAAGAAGAGAAUCAUGUAGAGAUAUUUGACUGUUCAAAUUUUAUUUUAAAGGGCAGAGAUGUUUUAAUGUACGAAAUUAUCAACAUAGAAAAUCAGUGAAUGGAACGGCAUUGAAAUUUGAUGAUGUCAUGUCAAUGCAUGUGUGUGCGUGUGUAUGUUGAUAAUAAUGCAUAAUGCAUAUGUUCAUAAAUGAUAAAGUGUCAUCACGUGGCCCAGGCAUUAAGGACGGUCAAACUGUAUUUUUUCUGUUGGCAGAAUAACCAGUCAUAGUAACCGAAGUCAAGUGUCAUACAUGCCUUACAGUCUCUUAUCACAUCAAAUAAUGGUACUGCAGUAUCGGCAGCACAUUGUUUUUCAUAGUAUUCUCCUCCUACAGAGAUUUUGGUGUAACUAUAACAUGUUAUAACAGGUUCUUCCAGAAAUGUUUUUAUAGGGUUUCUGAUAAUCUGAGAUCAAAUGAUGACUGAAUGUCUGAGCAUUCCCUUUUUUUCUUUUCCAUUAAAUUUUAUAUUAAAUGUUUA
Molecule: messenger RNA, 3960 nt
Organism: Neolamprologus brichardi
Lineage: Eukaryota; Metazoa; Chordata; Actinopteri; Cichliformes; Cichlidae
Product: NLR family CARD domain-containing protein 3-like
Molecular function (GO): protein binding
Source: RefSeq, a predicted model, not a curated record